AUGCUUAAAGUCUCUGUUGCUGUCGUCGCAGCCAGCUUGGGCUUCAUUGAAGCUAAGUCUUGCACUGAUAUCUCUAUUCCAAUUUCUAUCAAUGCUCGAAAUGGCAAUUUCAACAUUCCACCUCUUUCUGAUUCUAUUGCCGUAACAAAAUUCGCACAAGAUUUCCUAAGAGCUGGGCAGAAUUACAGUGCAUCUACGUUAUCAGGAUUCACUACUGUAACUGGCCAAUACAAUAUUGCUGCGACUGUUUGUGUACCAAGCGAGUCGAGCAGUAACUCUGAUUCGUGGCAAUUCCUUACUCAUGGAAUUGGGUUCGAUAGAUCGUACUGGGAUUUGCCAUUCAACAACUACAACUACUCAUACGUGGAUGUUGCUGUUGACCAAUAUGGCUAUAGCACUUUAGCUAUCGAUCGCCUUGGAAUAGGUGAAUCCUCAAAAGCUGACCCAACAUCAGUCAUACAAGCUCCUGCCGAGCUUUCGGCAAUUGUAGAAGUGACAAAAUUACUACGUGCAGGCAACUUGCCAGACGUCGAGAUCUCAGAGCCAAAUAAGAUCGUCCAUGUCGGUCAUUCUUUUGGUUCCAUCUUAUCUUAUGAACUCGUUUCAGCAUACCCAAAUAUCACAGAUGGACUCAUUCUUCAAGGAUUCUCCUUUGACGGUUCUGCCCUACCCCAGACAGUUGCAGGAUUCAAUAUCCAAUCCGCAUCCGUGAACCAACCUUAUAAAUUUGGCGCUCCUUCCAUCGUCUCUCUCUUCGGCUCCGCAAUCUCUCAACUGGGAAGCACGUUUAGCAAAAUAGGAUGUUUCUACAUCGCCGGCUCAAACAAAGAUACAGGAAACAUCUACGCCCAGAAUCUCGCCGACGGCUACCUCACCUGGGCCAAUCUCGGCGCGAACCAAUUCAAUUUCCUCACCCCUCCCUUCUACGAUCCGGAAAUCGCAGAAUACACCGAAAAACACAAGGAGCCCUUUACGACGGGAGAACUCCUCACGUUGGCGGCGCAACCGGCUUCCGCGCCGGAGUUUGAGGGCCCGGUGCUGGUGCUGACGGGAAAUGAAGAUGCGAUUUUCUGUGGCGGGGAUUGUAUGGCGGGGGGUGGAAAUAAGCUGGAGAUGGUGGGAGGAGCGUUUCCCAGGAGUAGCAAGUUUAGGGCUCGUGUGUUGAGCGGCUGUGGACAUGCGGUUAAUGUGCAUUUUGUGGCCGGGGAGGCGUAUAGGGUUAUGAAUGAGUUUUUGGGGGAGGAGGGGUUUUAG
This is a messenger RNA of Botrytis byssoidea, 1254 nucleotides long. RefSeq lists its product as uncharacterized. Bases 1 to 1254 code for a protein of 417 amino acids. The transcript is spliced from 2 exons. NCBI's taxonomy places the organism in Eukaryota, Fungi, Ascomycota, Leotiomycetes, Helotiales, Sclerotiniaceae. The record is from RefSeq and is a predicted model, not a curated record.